Molecule: messenger RNA, 759 nt
Organism: Peniophora sp. CBMAI 1063
Lineage: Eukaryota; Fungi; Basidiomycota; Agaricomycetes; Russulales; Peniophoraceae
Source: the annotation of a GenBank genome assembly
AUGAAGUCUACCGCUUCUACGCUGUACCUCGUGGCCCUCGCCACUUUUGCUGUUGCGGACCGCACGUUCACCGUGAAGAACAACUGCGCCUAUACAGUCUGGCCCGCACUCUACGCGCCCCCCAACCUGAACAGCGCCGCCCCUUCGCAAGCCCCAGGUUGGGAGCUGAGCGCAGGUGGCACGACCACCUUCACCGUACCCGACGCCUGGGUGUCAGGCUUGCUUUGGGCACGCACAGACUGCGACUUCAGCACCGUACAGAGUUCGGCUUCCUGCGCGACGGGCGGGUGUGAUGGAGGGCUCGUGUGCACCGGUCCACCCGUCGACGGCACGCCGGUGACCGUUGCCGAGUUCACGUUCACGGUUUCGCCCAGUGUACCGGAUAACACUGACGUCUCAAUCGUCGAUGGAUUCAACGUACCCAUCAGAGUCGACAACAAUGCCGGAUGCCCGAUCUCUACCUGUCCAGUGAAUCUCACCCCCAUCUGUCCGACCGCGCUCCAAUACAAGGAUGCCUCGGGCGCCGUUGUCGGCUGUCUCAGCGACUGUCAAGUUGACCCCGACCCUGCGAACUCGCCUUCAUGCUGCACCGGCUCUUACAACACUGCUGCAACCUGCCCACCCAGCCAUGUUCCGGACUACGCCUUCUUCAAGAACAACUGCCCGGAUUCAUACGUGUAUGCUUACGACGAAUCCUCCGGCACUCCCUUGUUUGUAUGCUCGGCAAAGCCCGGCUAUACCAUUACUUUCUGCCCUUGA